AUGUCCGUCCAACACCCAACCGAACUGCCCUCCGAGGUAGAAGCGUGGCUACAAGAGCAGACCACGUACCCGCGCGAAGAGCUCUUGCGAGGUGAUGGCAACCACCCGGACGAAAUUGAUGCUAUGCGGAAAUUUCUCGUCGGAACCUUGACCGCACAUGAUGCCGCUGCAGCCAUCAUCCAUUCCAUCACUUUAGAAGACGACCCUCCACAUGAAGUGUAUCGCUUGUGGGGUCUUCUUGCGGCCACGCUGGUCGAGCUAGGUCGAGAAGUUGGUCGGAAGUCGCUAGAUCUGUUGGCCGCAAUCCAGCAAUUGCCAGACGCGACGACACCAACAGGCACGAUCAAAUGGUCAGAUCUCCCGGGAUUUGGCAACAUGUGGUAUGAUAGCCACAGCAUGCAUAUGGAUGGAUCACCUCCAUGGGAAAGUGGCCGAGAGGGUAUUUUGACUCGGGAGAGAGAGACUGUGCUGCGCGAUCUCUACGAAGACGGCGGCGCUGCUGAAGCGUCUAUUUGGCUUCGCAUCCCCAACGUCAUAAAUCCGAAUCUAGGGUAUGAGGUGCUCAAUUUGAGCCGCUCUGGUCGCGCAUGUUUGUUCAUCAAUUUGCACCAAGUUCACGGCUGGCUCAAGAUUGCCGGGCCGCAACUCAGACUUGAUAGACCUCUCGAUGAAGUCAUGAGGCUGGAGAGAAAGGCCUGGGGGGAAUAUGCCGACGCUACGAUGGAGGAGCACUGGCAUGACUGGGAGAAAGCGCUGGCGGAGCUCAGCAAAGACGACAGUACACUUCCGCAGGAGAGCAGAAAGGUGGCAGGUGAAUGUCUUGCUAUGAUGCAAGAUGCGAGACUUCAAGACCCCAGGAAUGUCUCUACUGACACGUAG
This is a messenger RNA of Ramularia collo-cygni, 879 nucleotides long. RefSeq lists its product as uncharacterized. The transcript has a single exon. The coding region runs from base 1 to 879 and encodes 292 amino acids. Lineage: Eukaryota; Fungi; Ascomycota; Dothideomycetes; Mycosphaerellales; Mycosphaerellaceae. The record is from RefSeq and is a predicted model, not a curated record.